Iphiclides podalirius (scarce swallowtail) is the source of this 4083-nucleotide messenger RNA. NCBI's taxonomy places the organism in Eukaryota, Metazoa, Arthropoda, Insecta, Lepidoptera, Papilionidae. The record is from the annotation of a GenBank genome assembly.
AUGUCGGGUCGCUCGAGUCCCGUGAACGGCGGCUACGAGGUCGCAAGCGUGGAGCCUGCAAUGAGGCUCACUGUCCGCAAGGACCUCUUCCCCGAGGAACGUCUAUCUAAAAUAUCUCCUGUCAUUUCCAGCGGUGAGAUGUUGCAAGAAGGACUGGAAGGUGUCUCUUGCGUGAAGCUCGAAACGGACUUCGAGCAAAGCAUUGAUGACAUUGCCAAUCAAAAACUGCACGUCAACAAUGGAGCUCCUCCAUCUCCUACGCGUACCCGUCACAGAAAGCACAAACAACACUCUAGGCGUGAUGCUGAUCGGUCACCAGUUAAUGGUUGUCUGUCCUCACAAAAGAAAAAAAAGAAAAGGUACCUUCGUGAAUACCAUGAAAGGAAUGCAAAGACAAACAAUAUAGUGCCCUCACAAGUGAAAGGUGGCAAAAACUUAUAUUUAGUCAGUAGCAGUGAGUGUCAAAAUGAAGAGGAUGAUGAUGAAGAAAAUUCAAAUGAAAGUGAAAGUUCAGAGGAUGAAGUCCUCAAGUGCAGUGUUAAGUUACCUAUUAUUAAUAUACAACGACAAAGUGGCAAACCUUACAGUCAUGAACUUAGUCAAUUAUCAACAAAAAAAAAUAAAUCGAAAGAAUCUUCCAAGGAAAAAAGGACUCAUAUAGUAAUGCCGUGUAGUGGUAAACCACGGUCAAUGAUAGGCAUUUGUAGUUCACGUAGCAAGAAGAAGUCUAAGAAGUUUGAAUAUACCUCCACAUAUCAGAGCCAGAUAGUGGAUAAUAAAACAAAUAUAAAACUUAAAAUCAGAAGGACAAGCAUCCAUGAAAUGAUUACACCAACACCAACUUCGGUAGCCGAUAUUGGCCAGAGAAAAUCCAAAAAGAAGAGAGCUUGUACACCUGAAGUGAGUGAAAGCUCUGGUGAGGAAUAUGACCCAUCGCGUGGUGACACGGCAGCAGCAAUGAGCGUGGCUGCCCCGAAGCCUCGACUACCGCGUCCAAAGACGCGCAAAAUUAACAAUAAUAAAACUAAACGUGAAAAGACUGACAAAAGUAGAGUUAGCAGAGAUAAUAAUAAAUCUAAAGAUACUGGGCCACAAAGUCCAUGGGCUCGUGCCAUGCCUGAAGAGAUUCUCUUUAAAAUUUUUGAUUAUAUUGUGUCAUCUCAAGGCACUGUACCUUCUGUUAUCAGGUUGAGCAAAGUUUGCAAGUUGUGGCACAGUGUGAGUUGUAGGCCAGAACUAUGGAGGAAUGUAGAUCUUGCACAAUACACAAAUGAGAAAUGUAAAACUGACUAUAAACUGGUGUGGCUACUUGAGAAUCGUUUGUCACAAUGUCAGAGUUUAAAUAUUGCUCAAUGGAAAGUAUGCAAUAUAUCGUGGGUGUUAGCGUGUGUGGCCGACUACUGCCCCCGUUUGGUUGAGCUAAGUGUGGCGGGAUGGAGCAGGAUUACGCCCGAGCAACUCUAUGAUCUAGUUCAGGGUCUGCCAAAACUACAACGUCUUGAUCUGUCACUCACGUCCGAAACAGGAGGAUCCAGCACUUGUCUCUCGGCGUCUUCGGUAGCCCGGGUGGCAGAGAAUUUCGGCGAUCGACUAACGCAUCUAACUUUAGCCAACAACAAGUUUACGGCGUUGCCGCAGAUUCUCACCACUGUUGCUGCGCACUGCCCAAAUUUGGAGAUGCUGGACAUAUCGGGUGCUAUGGCGACCACCCACCCCGCCGCUGUGCCACUGGAGGCCCUGCAGAAGGGUUGCCCCAAAAUGCGCAUCUUCAGAGCGGCCAACGCCCAAUUGGUCCUGGCCUCUGCCACCACCUCUCAACAGAUGGAGGCGGAGGGGUGGCCGUGCCUGGAGGAGCUGUCGAUCGCGGGCGAGGCGACGGCGGAGCGCGUGGGCGAGUACCGGCUGGGCGACGAGGCUCUGGCGCGGCUGGUGCGCGGCGCCACGCGGCUGCGGCUGCUCGACCUGCGCGGGCUGCAGCGGCUCACCGACUCCGGGCUGGUGCGCGUGCCCGCCUGGGACCUGCAGCACCUCUUUCUCGGAGGUUGCAACGUGCUACGACAGAGCAGCGCCUGUCUCGAGCUGAUCUGCGAGAAGUGGUCCCAUAGCCUUCUGGAGCUGGACCUCUCCUGGGCGUCAGCAUCCAGGGUGCUCGGCGAUGCUUUGGCAGCCCUCGCUGAAUCCCCUAACAGCAAGCUCAGAAUACUCAACUUAUGUGGAUCGGCAAUAUUUUUGGAGCAAUUGAAAAAAGUUUUAUUAAAGUGUACACAAUUAGAAUCCGUGAACCUCAGCUCGUGCCGUGCCCUGCCGCGAGGCAUGAAGCGCCUUUACACUGGAAAGGAACUGCAAGACCUAAAAGACAGCUUGGAUCCAGAAAAGGCGAAACCAAAAGAUGACUCGGACGACAAUGACAAAAAAGUGAAGACCGCAAAGAAAGAGGCCGAUUCAAAAUCUGGUAGUAAUACACCUAAAGCAUCCCCAAGGAAAGACGUAUCUGAAAACACUAGUGCCAAAGCUGAACGGAAAUCUUCAGAAAAGUCUUCCCCUUGUGUAUUCCAAGAACCUAAAAGUGUAUCCGACGCCAGUAGCAACCCCUCUAGUAAUCAAUCAUCUCUCCCUUCCGUAAAUAUUAAGACAGUGGAAUCAUCGAAAGAAGUAAGGGGAACUGUCACCUCGUUUGUGAACAACAAAAAGUCCAGGACUCCUACUUCCAAUUUGUCGAGUCCUCUUGCUCAAUCGAAACCAGAUUCUUCCUCCACCCCGAGGUCGGAACCGGUCAAAACGGACCUCGGGAGUCCACACUUUAGUCCCGUCCGAAAACCCGAUAGCCAAGUGCCUAAUAGUCCUGAUGUACAAUUAGAAUCAAUAAAAAGCAAUAACUCGUGGAGUUUGGGACAGUUCAAAACCACACCCACCCAUAAAUCCGAAGCUAGCCCACUCAAUAGAUUAGAGAACCACAAUACUAGCAAGUUGAAGCAUAGCAAUGUAGUCGAACAAUGUAGUCCAACUACAUCAGUAGAAAACAAACUUAGUCCCGAAACUCACAACCUGAAACCGGACAUAAAAAAUCCCAAUAGCUGGAACUAUUCCGGCGGCUAUAGCCCUAUGACUAGACAAGAUAACCAAUUCUCCUCCCAAAGGAGCCCAUACUCCGCUCAACCUAGCCCUGCUCAACCCAGCCCCUACUCCACCCAACCGAGCCCCUACUCGACACAACCUAGUCCAUACUCGUCACAACCUAGUCCCUAUUCCGCACAACCGAGUCCAGACACGAGUCAGAUUGUGAAAGCGGACCUUCAGAAAUCCGGCGUAUGGAACACUGGCAAUUUCAGUCCAAUGCCAAAACAGCAUACGCCCUUCUCACCUCACCCCUCCACCCAUACGAGUCCCGACCCCGGCCUCGGUGUAAAAAGUGACGCGUUCCGUAACAACUGCAACAAAACACCCGGCCAAUACAGCCCCAUGUCGCGUCAGGAUCGGAUGCACCACAGCCCCUAUUCGCCCAGGCCUAGUGUUGAUAAUGUAUAUAGUAACAAAAAGAGCCCCGGAGUGGGAAAGUACAGUCCAAUGAUGCGUCCCGAAUGCCACCUGCCCAGCCCGGAUCGCGGGCACACGUCCAGGCCCAUGUUGAGUGGCCGGCCGCAGGACAUGUACGGGCGGGCCGUGUCCAAAAUGUCCGAGAUGGUCCAGAGCAUACCGCCUCCGGAGGUGCCCAACUCGUGGGGGUUCGGCCAGGUCGACAACACGCCCGCCGGCGGCAUAGAGUCGCUGGUCUGGGGUUCGUCGGCCUUCGGCGCGGAGCCCACUAUGCAGCCGCGCAACGUGGACAACAUGCCGACGAUGCUGAACACGCCGCCGCCCCAGACUUGGAGCAACCUGCCGUCCUUUGACAGCGGCAUACGCAGGCCCAACGAAAUGAACGACCCGUGGACGUUGGGCGAGUUCCGCGUGGAGCCGCCGCAUCAAGCGCACAACGCCUUCUCCGACCAGAACGUGAACUUUGACGCGUUGAGUUCCCACAUUAGCCAGUCCCACGUGCUGCAGAGCUACCUGGACGACACCUACACGGAAGCGUCCCGUGUGGAC